Molecule: messenger RNA, 1638 nt
Organism: Fusarium proliferatum ET1
Lineage: Eukaryota; Fungi; Ascomycota; Sordariomycetes; Hypocreales; Nectriaceae
Exons: 1
Coding region: 1-1638 (545 amino acids)
Source: RefSeq, a predicted model, not a curated record
AUGGCUAACCAUUCUAGAGAAUUUGAAGAUUUUGAUAAUUUUUAUGGUGUUUCUAUUAAUAGACUUACAUUUGAAUUUUUUGAACUUAUAUCAACUAAUAGUAUAUAUUUCGGAAUCUCUGAGAGAGAUGGAACUUCUCAGCAAUUGCUAGACGAAAAUUCGGAUUGUGAAGUUUAUAGCAUUAUAGACAUAAAAAAUAAUAGUCUACAAUUACCUGUUGUUUUUAAUGAAAAUGAGUCCUAUAAACUUACUAUACCUAAAUAUGAUUAUAAUUUGUUAGACAAUACAGAUGAGCAUACUAUUCGUAGAUUUAUGGAUUUUGUCUAUCAUGAAAAUUUGGAUGGAUAUUUAACUUAUGAUUCAAAUGAGGUUAAUAGUAUAGCAACGGGAAAAUGGGAUUCAAAUGAGGCUAAUAGUAUAACAAGGGGAAAAAAGGAUUCAAGUGAGGUUAAUAGUGUAGCAAAGGGAAAAAGGGUACAUUUUUCGAAAGAAGAUAUAGACCAUAAAAAAGGUAAAAUACCAGGGAAGUAUUAUAGAAAGGUACGUUUUACUAAAGAAGCCGUAGACUAUAAAAAAGGUAAAAAACCCGGGAAGUAUAAUUACGAGAUCUCUCAGGGGGCAGAGGAAAGAGUAGGAAAAACAAAAGAAAUUAGAGAGAAAGAUCGUCAGCUAGCUUUACAAAAAGGUUUGCAAGGGAAAAAAGUUAAAAUUAAUAAUGAAGUCCAAGUAAAAUUGCUAGUGAAGGAUAGUGUUGUAAGUGAGGAACCCCUGCAUAAGGGGAAAAAAAAUAUACCUAAAUCUAUUCUUAAGAAGUCUACGAAUGAUUACCCUAAACGAAGAGUAAGAGCCAUGCCGGCUCCUCAAGAGCCAAUUAAUAGUCCUCCCCCUCAAGAGCCAAUUAAUAGUCCUCCCCCUCAAGAGCCAAUUAAUAGUCCUCCCCAGCAUACGGGUGAAAAAAAUAUGCCUAAAUCUAUUCUUAAGAAGCCUACAGAUCAUUUUCCUAAAUAUAUUCUUAAUAAGUCUAUGGAUCAUCCUAAAUAUAUUCUUGAUAAGAAUAAAUCUCUUAUUAAGAAGUAUACGGAGCGUUAUCCUAAACCUAAUCUUAAGAAGUCUACGGAUCAUUAUCCUAAACGAAAACCAAGAAUGAUGCUCCCCACUGAAAAGCCAAUCCCUCCCCUACCCAAAAAACGAAAAGCAAUAGCCUUGCUGCCCACUGAAGAGCCAAUUAAUACUCCUAACCCUCCUAAGCGGCUAAGAGCAAUAGCCUUGCUGCCUCCUGAAGAGCCAAGUAAUGCUCCUACCCUACCUAAAGGAGGAGUAAGUGCCUUCCCGGCUCCUCAAGAGCCAAUUAAUAGUCCUGAACUAGCUAUAAAACCACCUAUUGAUACUUCAGCAUGGUUAGUACCUGAUGAUGAGGAUAUAUAUGGUUAUAGUGGAGAUGAAGAUAAUACUAAAAAUAAUAAUGGAGGUGCUGUUAAGGUUUCAGCUGCUCAAAAUAAUAGUGGAGCAGCUGUUGAGGUUUCAGCUGUGCAAGAAGUAGACUACCCCUUAGUACAACCUAUGCAAGACAGCCCUGGUUAUAUGCCUUAUUCAGAGGAGGCAGAAAGUCUCGCUAAUAAUGAUAACAAUAUGGAUUGA